AUGCAAUGCAAAUCUUCCAAAUUAGCUUCCUUAUUUGAGGCAGAUGACACUAACAUAGAUCAAACAUCAACUAAAGACCUACUUACGUACACUGCCCCAAAAAAUUCAAACAAACCGUCUGAUACCUCAAAGGAUAAAGUGCUCUCAUCAACACAGUUAUCAUCAUCAGCAUCAUCUUCUUCAUCAUCAUCAUCAUCAUCAUCUGUUCUUGGUACUUUUAUCUGCCAUUGCUAUAAGCUGUUGGUUCAUGUGCAGGCAAAUAAUUAUGUCUCCUUCUUUGACCAGCAAAAUAAUUCCUGGUCCAUUCUUUUCGAUAGAUUGGAAGAUGUCAAUAACUUUGUCAGACAGGUCUGUUUAGCCAAACUUCUGUGUGCAAUUGACGUCUCCACCAGAGUCAUAGCUCAAGACAUUGUUCAAGGUGAAGGCCAUUCAAUAAAAGAAGGUGAUCUUGUGAAGUUCAUUGUUAAAAAAUAUCGCGUGACCUUGAACCCCGGAGUCAAGGUCGGUGAGUUAGUGGAAAAAGUUGAAAAGAAAAAGAAUGUGAAACUGAAAGUGAAAACAGGUGGAGAGGUGAUCAGAUUGGAAGGCAAAAAAGAUGCUGAUGAGGAGUAUGAUGAGUCGUUAAUGUCGUACUGCGUUGGGAUGAAUGUGGGCGGAGCUAAGCUGAUUGCAUCACGUGAUCCAAAUAACGCCAUCAGUCUUUUUGAAUUGUCCAUAUUAAAAGUGAAAUAUCCAAGCCACGGAAAGGCAACCGACAGUGAGAGCACAUGUUCUGAAUUCAGUAAUAUUGAAGAUGUCGAAACUGAUACAGCAGCAGCCACAGCAGCCACAGCAGCAGCAACAGCGACAACAGAUCAUUCGUUGCAUACUGUAGCAGACGGCAACAACACUGAGACCAAACUUGAUAGAAACAUUAUCAACAGCAAUCCACAACAACAAAAACCUCAUAUGGAUUUGCAACAAAAUCAAGUUUUACCUGCAAAUGAUGCUACAGAAGUUACAGCAACCAUAACGACUACAUCCAAUUUGCCGAUGACAACUACUCCAUUGCCAGCAGCAAACAAGUCGACAACAACAGCAUCAACGAACAUUCCAACUACAACUUUGGCAACCGCAUCAGCAGCAGCUGUUAGCAGACCAGAUGUACCAUGCAAACCCAUCAGUCCACUUGUCAAUCAGUAUCAUCGAAUGGACGCCCAGCAGUUCACAGAUCCGAAUAUGAUGGUGGUGCUGAUGACGAUGUUGGUUGACAUCAAACAGCUGAACAAUGAAAUCAAGACGUACUCCGUGAAGAGCGUUGAUAAAGUUGAACUACUGUCCGAUCAGGUAAAGCAGCUGACAGAACAUUAUCAAAGGCAAGCGACAUCAUCGUCAUCAUUUCUAUCAUCAUCGUCGUCGUCGUCACCUUUGAACUGCUCUGAAGUCGUGGCCAUGCAGCAGAGUAUAGCCAAGAUCUUCAAUGAAAAUGAAAGAUUGAAGGAAGAAAUUGAAGAAAAGAAGGAAAAACUAUUUACGUUGAGUGAGAAAUUUAACAAAGUCCUUGACCUCAAUCAAAAGCUGAUGGAGAAUAAUUUAGAUAGCAACGAAUUGAAUGUAAAGUUGAGACAACUGAUUGACGAGAAGGAGGCGUUGACAAUCAAACUCGAGACAUCAGAUGAAAAAUUGUUGGAACACCAAUCAGAAUUUGAGCGGGAAAUAGAAGCACGUGAUACGCAGAUCUGUGAACUCAAAAAAAAAGUCGAUGAACUUGAAAGUUCGAAGGUCAAAUGCCAAGUUGAGUUUGAAUGCCAACUGCUCGCGGUAAGACAAUCAAAUCAGUUGGAGAUCAAUCGACUAGCCAACGAGCUUGCGUUUAGAGAAGAAAAAUUUGAACAUGAACGCCUGCAGAUGAAAGUAGAAUAUGACUCCUUAAUAUCGAGUCUGAGAGAGACAAUAAUGAAACAGAAGAUGGUCUCUUAUAGCAACAAACGUGAUCAUCACGACGAUGAUGCUGGCAACGACGAUGAUGUCAUUGAGGAGGGUGGCAAUAGUGAUUACGUGAAGUUGAAAAAUGAUUAUGACGUCACCGUGAAACAGCUGGAGAAUACUCAAAGAAAGUAUGACCAGUUGAAACUGAAGAGCAAAGAGAUGGCCUCCACUUACGAUGACGUCAUCUCUCAGAUGGAAGAUGACAACAGUUUGAAGACGAAAAAAAUUAUGAGCCAGGUUUACAAACGUUUGAAAUGCCAGAUAGUGCCUGACCUCAAUUAUUCAGGCAACCACAUUCUAUCGUUAGCCCUUGACGUCAUCAAGAACACCACUUUAGAACUAAUCGAUGAGAAAAAGGUUGAUGGCAGGUCGGUGCAAACACAACUGCAACAACACCAGCAACAACAGCAGCAGCAACAAAACACCUUACAACAAAACCUUCAAAAAUUUUCUGAGCAAAACAGUCGACAACAACAAUAUCAGCAACAACAAUUACAAGAAGAACAAAUAAACAACGACAACAAUGACAUCAACAUUACGGAAGGAUACGCCAGCAAAAGCGAUAGGCCACAGGGCAACAUCAACUCAUCUGCUGAUGACUUUAAAGAUAAUAAUGUGAACAGUGACAGCGACGACAUUAAUAAAUGCAAUUUUAUUAUCGUUGACAGUAAAAGCAAUAACAGCAACAAAGAUGACAAUAAUAACAACAAUAAUUGUAGUAAUAAUGAUAAUAACGACAACAAUCAUAACAACACAAACAUUAAUAACGAUGAUGACAAUAAUGAUGAUAGCAAUAACAGUAGCAAUAACAACGCGAAUGAUGACACUAACAUUCCAGCGAAGGAAAGUGAAACCAUCAACAUCAACAAGAACAUCAACACAAACGACAACAUCAACAAAAAAGACAACAUAAACACAAACAUCAUCAACAACAAAGUACUAACAACUUUCAACUACAACGACGGACCCCCGCCUUUUGGAGAUGACGACGAGGAAAAGGAAGAUGAUUAG
This is a messenger RNA of Helobdella robusta, 2979 nucleotides long. RefSeq lists its product as hypothetical. The coding region runs from base 1 to 2979 and encodes 992 amino acids. The transcript has 20 exons. The record is from RefSeq and is a predicted model, not a curated record. Lineage: Eukaryota; Metazoa; Annelida; Clitellata; Rhynchobdellida; Glossiphoniidae.